UCACUACAGUGAUCACGACCAAUCUUCUGGGUCUUCCAUCUUGCUUCCAGAUCUGCCAAUCCUCCACCUUCGUGUCUUUCCUAAGAACUACAUGACCCCCUUCCCCCCCUCCUCCCACCCAUUCUUGUCCCUCAUCUUUCUCGCAUCUAAUCAAUCUUGCCUAUCCUAUAUCCAAACCAUCCAUGGAAGAGAACCAUACCCGUCUCGGCUUCUGUGAACUCUAUACCACUUAAACUGAACUGCAAAUGAUGAUCAUCUGGUUGAAUUGAAUCACUUGCGACUAUCAUUGGCACAGAUUAUCUUGACCGCCGAAACUACGGAUAUAGGUCCUCCAAACUCCCUUGGUUCAUCUGCUGGCAGAGAAAGAAAAGGAGAGGCACAAUGACCGUCUCUUACGACCAUUCGUCAUUGCGGAACGCCGCACCGACCUCAAUGGCUACACUCGAAGACCGAUUUGAGGUGAUGAAGGAAAUCGGGGAUGGUAGCUUUGGUAGUGUUGCCGUGGCUCGUGUACGGACGGCUGGCUCCAACAUCGCGCGGAGGGGAACCAUGGUUGCCAUUAAGACCAUGAAGAAGACCUUCGAUUCAUUAGCACCAUGCCUCGAAUUACGGGAAGUGAUCUUUCUACGGACUCUACCCGCUCACCCACACCUUGUCCCAGCUCUCGACAUCUUCCUCGACCCUCUUUCUCGCAAGCUACAUAUUUGUAUGGAAUACAUGGAUGGUAACCUCUACCAAUUGAUGAAAUCACGGGACCACAAGCCGUUCGAUGGCAGACAUGUGAAGAGCAUUCUUUACCAAAUUUUGUCGGGUCUCGAUCACAUCCAUGCUCAUCACUUUUUCCACCGUGAUAUCAAGCCGGAGAAUAUCCUUGUAUCUACGUCCGCACCGAAUGACUCUGCUUUCAGCCGUUAUUCUAACCUAGUGACUCCACCUUCAACCCCUCCAACAUAUACCGUGAAGAUAGCCGACUUUGGCCUUGCAAGGGAGACUCAUUCCAAGCUCCCUUAUACAACAUACGUGUCCACGAGAUGGUACCGUGCCCCGGAGGUCCUUUUGCGAGCAGGAGAAUACUCUGCGCCUGUGGAUAUGUGGGCUAUCGGUGCUAUGGCUGUCGAAAUUGCUACCUUGAAGCCAUUGUUCCCUGGUGGUAACGAAGUUGAUCAGGUCUGGCGCGUUUGUGAGAUCAUGGGCAGCCCAGGUAACUGGUACAGCAAGUCGGGUGCCAAGCUCGGUGGUGGUGAAUGGAGAGAUGGCUCCCGUCUUGCCCAGAAGCUUGGAUUCACUUUUCCCAAGAUGGCGCCUCAUUCCAUGGAAAGCAUCCUUCAACCUCCUCAAUGGCCAGCAUCUCUGAGUCAUUUUGUCACAUGGUGCCUGAUGUGGGACCCCAAGAAUAGGCCCACUUCCACCCAGGCCUUGAAUCACGAGUACUUUACAGAUGCUGUCGACCCAUUGCGGCCGAAGUCCUCAACCGCCCGGCUGCUGGGUCGGAAAACUUCUGACAAGAGCUUUAAAUCCCCCAUUCGAGAGAGCAGUGACUCGCCCACUCUUACGUCCAAAUCGUCGUGGUUCCGGAGGUCACUGAUCGGAAGAUCUGAUAGCGAUAACGAGCAACCAAAGCAGCCUGUUGUCUCGUACAGCACGGCACCUGAAACUACUAAGAGCAAACCUGCGCCCAGUAAGCGGGCGACGUGGGCAAAUGGGGCCCCAAUGCCUAUCUUGCCUUCCAUCCGACCAGUGUCUCCUCUGUCCAAUGCAGUCACAGCACAGGCAAAUUCUUCUCUUGCUGGUGACCAAGGAAAAGCGAGCAAGAAGAUUGGCAGACAGCUUUCCCUCAACUCUCACGGCAAUCACUACGCCGAUAUGCAUAGGCAGGAAGCAGAGAGAGCAUUGAACGGUGGAAGUGGCAAUCUCCUCGCCGGUCUCAGCCAGAAGGAAAGCUUUUUCUCCCACCUUCGCAAGCGCGCUCGUAGGCUAUCUGGUCGCAACCAGGGAAACACAUCAAGCGAUGACGUCGAGGCCAAUGCCGGUUGUAUGCCUUGGUCAAAUCGAUCAUCGUUAGCCUUAGACUCUACUAGUACUAACGAAGUCAAGCAAGGUUCUGAUAUAUCUGAGCUGGACAAGGCUCUUCAGGGUGUGAAGUAUUCUCUUGAUUCGACUGCAAUAGGCAAUGUUCCUGUUCACAUCACCUCUCCGGUCGAAGGUGUUAAAAGGCAGUCAAUGCCUCAGGGCUCUAUUCGCUCAAUUGGUGAUAGUCCUGUUUCAACUAGUGGCACUGGUGCGCCAAUCUCUAGCCGAACCCGGCGUGCGCUACAGCUAUCAACUCAUCCCGUCCACCGCUACGAAACACCAGAGGAAGAGGAUGAGCUCCUUGAUGAGGCACUUCACUCGGCAAGCAAAGCUGCGAGGCACCUAGCACAGACUGAAGUAUAUUCCGAUGUAUCCUCGAACUACAGUCGGCAAGCUAUGGGAAACGACAGCUCGCGGGCGUUACCUAGCCCCUACCCUACACCUUCUCCAUCAGCAAAAUGUGAUGGGGUUUCCUUUGGCCACUCUGAUGCGACUCCAAUCCGGCGUUUGGGACUUCCUGAUGAUAAGACAGAACCCACCAACUCGACUCGUCAAUGGCCUACACCACCUUAUGAAGACGGGGAGUGGACAAAUCCAAUCUCCACAAAUUUCAUGACUGGGUCAACCUAUAGGUAGUUCACCGUGGACCGCCAUACCAUGGGUGGAUGUCGUGUUUUGAUAUUUAUCUUUCCGGCUUUUUUGUUUGAUUUUGAACUUAUCAAAGACAGAAAAAUGGGGAACGCGCGGUAAUCGGCGAUCUAACCGAGCAUGGCGUACAGGAUUUGGUGUCUAUUCUUCGUCUUU
This is a messenger RNA of Aspergillus alliaceus, 2874 nucleotides long. Its product is annotated as serine/threonine-protein kinase. The coding region runs from base 382 to 2706 and encodes 774 amino acids. Gene Ontology annotation, cellular component: cytoplasm; nucleus. Gene Ontology annotation, molecular function: ATP binding; protein serine/threonine kinase activity. The record is from RefSeq and is a predicted model, not a curated record. Gene Ontology annotation, biological process: intracellular signal transduction; protein phosphorylation. Lineage: Eukaryota; Fungi; Ascomycota; Eurotiomycetes; Eurotiales; Aspergillaceae. The transcript is spliced from 4 exons.